Nelumbo nucifera (sacred lotus) is the source of this 1440-nucleotide messenger RNA. RefSeq names its product putative carboxylesterase 17. Gene Ontology annotation, molecular function: hydrolase activity. NCBI's taxonomy places the organism in Eukaryota, Viridiplantae, Streptophyta, Magnoliopsida, Proteales, Nelumbonaceae. The record is from RefSeq and is a predicted model, not a curated record.
GAAGUUAAAAAGAUGGACGACUCUUCUUCACAAUGCAAACAUUCUGUUGGGCUUAUCUCCCAAGCCUCCUAGCUGGCCUCUAUAUAAGGACAGAUGAAGGACCAAAUUAAUGUAAGUGAGACGGAGGAUUACUACUCUUUAGCAGAAGAAGAAGAAUGGCUGCCAUAUCCGUGGAUCCAAGGAUGAGCCUCUCAAUCGGACAUGACCGUCGCCAACAUGGAAUUGUGACUGACGAGAUCGAGGGGAUCAUCACAGUGUACAAGGAUGGACACCUGGAACGUCCUCUGGUCGUCCCAAAUGUGGCAUGCACUGUGGCUCCACAGCCUCACGUGACAUCAAGAGAUGUGAUAAUCAACAAAGUUAGCAAUGUAUGGGCACGAUUUUAUGUGCCCAGAUGCCAGAGAAAGCUACCUUUACUUGUUUACUUCCACGGUGGCGGAUUCUGCGUAGGCUCCGCCGCUUGGAAGUGCUACCAUGAAUUCCUGGCCAAUUUGGCAUCCAGAGCCGGUUGCUUGAUCAUGUCUGUUAAUUACCGUUUGGCACCGGAGAAUCGUCUCCCGGCGGCCUAUGAAGAUGGCUGUAAUGCUCUCUUGUGGGUGAAGCAGCAGGCUUCCGAUGGGUCUAGUACUGACCAAAGGUGGUGGUGGAGCCAAUGCAACUUUUCCAAAGUGUUCUUGGCUGGCGACAGCGCAGGCGCCAACAUAGCCCACAAUGUCGCCACCCGACUGGGCUCCUUUGAAUCAUCCGAAUCCAUGGCUUCAAAGCCAUUCUGUCUCAAGGGGACCAUACUGAUACAACCGUUCUUCGGUGGAGAAGGUCGAACCCAUUCCGAGUUAUACACAGCACAGCCCUCUACUUCGGCCCUGAGCUUAACAGCCUCGGACGUUUACUGGCGACUAGCCUUGCCUGUUGGAGCCAACCGUGACCAUCCCUGGUGCAAUCCUCUUGUUAAUAAUGGUUCAGCUAUGUUGGAGACCUCGAGAAUUCCCCCAACCAUGGUGUUCAUCUCAGAGAUGGAUAUACUCAAGGACAGAAACUUGGAAUUCUGCAGUGCCAUGAUCAAGGCAGGUAAUAAGAGAGUGGAGCAACUGAUGUGCAGGGGAGUAGGCCAUGCAUUUCAAAUUCUACACAAUUCUCACCUCUCCCAACCUCGAACCCGUGAAAUGAUCUCUCACAUCAGUGCCUUCAUCAACCUUUAACCCAUGAUUAGUUUUAUCAAAAUUUAUGUAUGUAGGUGUAGCAUCUAGACCCAAAUUAUAUAUUAAAUACGAUCUGCGAGAUAUAUAGAGAUGAGAGGUAGAGUAAGAGUAGUGAAGCUGUUAAGUCUUGACCUAGCCAAUUACCAACAAUUCCGAAGGAGUUGAUACUUGAAAAGAAACCUGUAAAUCAAUUAGUACUUUCAAUUCCCUUCAGUUCAAAAUGGACUCCAUAUUCCAAUCU